ACCACGCAGUGUGGACAAUUUGGAAAUUAUAUAUUUCGUUUUUAAUUCAAAGUAAGUAGUUGUUAACUCUUUUCAAUUUUUUCUACCAAAAUAAGAAAAAAAACGAUUUUCAAUUUUUAUUCCUACUUGCUGACUAAUUUCUUGCUUGUGAACUUUUUAUAACUAAGACACCAAUUAUCUCUAGUCUCUACUAACCAAAAAAGAAGAAGCAAGAGAAAACAUAUAAUUGUUAGUAGUUCACUCUUUGGAACUUUUUCUAUUUUUCUUUAAGCCAAAUGACGGAGAGGUUGCCAUUGAUUCUCCUCCUUGCUCUACACUUGUUCGUGUCUGGAGUGUUUUCCACUAGUAUCAUAACCCUAGAGAACAAAUGCAAUAAAACAAUUUGGCCAGUCAUCUUUUCAUGGCGGUCACAAGUCUCCACCACCGGCUUCACUCUCAAGAGCGGAGAGGCGCGUGCCAUACAAGCGCCGUCUUCAUGGUACGGUCUUAUCUCGGCUAGGACCCUCUGCUCCAACGACUCAGCAGGAAAUUUCACGUGCGCCACGGGGGACUGCGAGUCCGGCGGGGUCGAGUGUCCCGGCGCAUACAGUUGGUCUCCGGUCACUUAUCUCUUAUUUAGGAUCGAUGACGGCGGAAUCAACAGCUAUACGAUCAGCCUCGAGUACGGUUACAACCUUCCACUAAAGGUUGUUCCAUCAAUCCCGACAUGUAUCAGCUCAGGUUGCAUGGUUGACUUGAGCAAGACAUGUCCAAAUGAUCUUAAGAAAUUUGUCGGGCGAGAUAUAGUCGCAUGCAAUAGCGCAUGCCGAGAAGACAACUCCCAGGAGAACUGUUGCACUCGUUACUUCAACUCAAAACAAACUUGCAAGCCUACACAGUACGUGGAGAACUUCGACCGCGCUUGCCCAUUCGCCUAUAGCUACGCCUUCAACGACAAUAACAGCACCUUCACAUGCACAAAUUCAACUGACUACGUGAUUACGUUUUGUCCCUCCUCCAUUCCCAACACCACCAGAAGCUCGAUGGCUCCAUUACCAGCGGAACCAAAACAUAAUUCUCAAGGGAUGUUAAAUACCAUACUUGGAGUCGCAGCAGCUUUAGCUGUGUUGAUCAUUAUUGUUGUGAUUGUGGUAGUUGUGAGAGCAAAGAAUGCGAAAAGAAAGAAUGAAUUAAGUGACGAGAACAUUGACGCGGUUGUGAUGUUGAAGAGAUAUAGUUUUGAACAAGUCAAGAAGAUGACAAACUCGUUUGCUCAUGUUCUAGGGAAAGGAGGAUUUGGCAUUGUCUAUAAAGGAAAAUUACCCGAUAAGAGCGGUCGAGAUAUUGCACUGAAGAUCUUGAAAGAGUCAUCACAGGGUAAUGCAGAAGAGUUCAUCAAUGAACUAGUUAGCAUGAGUAGAGCAUCUCAUGUUAAUAUCGUUUCUCUCUUUGGAUUUUGUUAUGAAGGGAACAACAGAGCUAUAAUUUAUGAGUUCAUGCCGAAUGGAUCGCUUGACAAGUUUAUUUCCGAGAAUAUGUCAACGAAGAAAGACUGGAAAGCUUUAUACAACAUUGCGGUAGGUGUUGCUCGCGGGUUAGAGUACUUGCACAAUAGUUGUGUAUCCAAGAUUGUGCAUUUUGAUAUAAAGCCUCAAAAUAUACUCAUAGACGAAGAAUUUUGUCCAAAGAUUUCGGAUUUCGGACUUGCGAAGCUCGGCAAACGGAAAGAGAGUAUCAUAUCCAUGUUAGACGCAAGAGGGACCGUAGGGUAUAUUGCUCCUGAAAUGUUUUCCAAAAACUAUGGAGGAGUUUCACAUAAGUCGGAUGUGUAUAGUUAUGGAAUGGUGGUUCUUGAGAUGAUCGGGGCAACAAAAAGAGAAGGAGUUGAAACUUCUACGUCCAAUAAAAGUUCAGUGUACUUUCCAGAUUGGGUCUAUGACGAUCUUGAGAGGAAAGAAACCAUGAGAAUUUUAGAAGAUCAUGUAAUCGAAGAAGAAGAUGAGAAGAUAGUUAAGAAAAUGACAUUAGUGGGUUUGUGGUGUAUACAGAAUACUCCAUAUGAUCGUCCUCCAAUGAGAAAAGUUGUUCAAAUGUUAGAGGGGAGUCUAGAUGCUCUACAGGUUCCACCUAAGGCUCCGUUGAGUUUACAAGUUGUAACGGAUUGGGAAAAUGCUGAAGAUAGUCAGCAGUCUUCGACACUAAGCUUGUUAGAGAGGAAACCUCCUUCGACUGGCCAAUAUACUCCAGGAGUUUCCAAAGAAGCUGUUUAAGAUUUUGUGAAAGAGAAACAAGGUAUUUCAUGAUCCUCGUAAACCAAAGGCAACAAGAAUGUUGUAAAAAUGUUGGGAUCUUCUUGUUGGAUUCUUGAUGAACUCAAUUUUUAUAAUUAAAUAUUGCUGUUGCUUCAUCAUU
Molecule: messenger RNA, 2391 nt
Organism: Camelina sativa (false flax)
Lineage: Eukaryota; Viridiplantae; Streptophyta; Magnoliopsida; Brassicales; Brassicaceae
Source: RefSeq, a predicted model, not a curated record